Messenger RNA from Dunckerocampus dactyliophorus (ringed pipefish), 1311 nucleotides. RefSeq names its product src kinase associated phosphoprotein 2 (gene skap2). The record is from RefSeq and is a predicted model, not a curated record. Gene Ontology annotation, molecular function: protein binding; DNA binding; DNA-binding transcription factor activity, RNA polymerase II-specific. Gene Ontology annotation, cellular component: cytoplasm; plasma membrane. Bases 188 to 1144 code for a protein of 318 amino acids. The transcript is spliced from 12 exons. Lineage: Eukaryota; Metazoa; Chordata; Actinopteri; Syngnathiformes; Syngnathidae. Gene Ontology annotation, biological process: regulation of DNA-templated transcription.
CUAACAACGAUGGACCUGCACAGUUUGAGCUAUUAAACGUACUUUUAUUUUCAUGCACGCAGAUAUUACAAAUAAGUAAAUAAUCAGCGCAUUAACUUCCGCGUUUAUGUGCGCGUGAGGCUGCCGCUACUUCCGCAUCACGUGACUGGUCUCCUGUCUGGACUGUGCUUGCCUGAACAACACAGCCAUGCGAGCCCUUCCGGAUGAAUUAACGACGCUUCUGUCAGACCUGGAGGCUUUCCUCUGUGAUGGCCUGAAAGGUGAAAAUCUGAGCAAGAAGGCUAAAGAUAAGCGAGAAGCCUUCAUUAAACGGAUUAAAGACGUUAAAUUGGGCUUCCCUCAAGAUUUCAAGGAUAAAAGUGGAGAUGACACAGGUGACGACGAGGACGAGGUGGACAGCAGCAACAACGAUGGAGGCUCCCUGCAGUCUGAGCGCACAGACAGGGAAGAAGAGACGUCUGAGGGAUGCCAUCAGUCUCCACCAGUGGCGGCGCAAGACCUGCAGUCUGUCCUUAUGUCAGGAUACCUCGAGAAACGCAGGAAGGAUCACAGUUUUUUUGGUCAGGAGUGGCAGAAGAGAUGGUGCGCCCUAAGCUAUCGUACCUUCUACUAUUAUGGUCACGAGAAAGACAAGCAGCAGAAAGGUGAGUUCAGCAUCGAUGGCUACAAUGUCAAAACGAACAACGGCUUGCGCAAAGACUCCAAGAAGGAUUUUUGUUUUGAAAUAUCAGCUCCAGACAAGCGAGACUAUCAGUUCUGUGCGUCAUCAGCCAAAGAGGCAAAGGAGUGGGUGAAAUGCAUAGACCUUAUUUUAAAAGACAUGUCUGGUAUCAUCCAAGAAGAGGAGGAGGAAGAAUAUGAUGUGGAAAAGGAUGUGGAACAACUAAUGUAUGAUGAUGUUGGACUUGCACCUGAUACAGACAUCUAUGAGGUGCUGCCAGAUGCAAGUACAGACUACCUGAACUACUACCAAGGUUUAUGGGACUGUGUAGGGGACCACCCGGAUGAACUCUCCUUCAAGCGUGGAGACACCAUUUAUAUACUGAGCAAGGAAUACCAGAACUAUGGUUGGUGGGUUGGAGAGAAGAAUGGAAAUAUUGGAAUUGUGCCCAAAGACUACCUGCUGGAGCUCUAUGCUUUAUAAACUCAUUCUGUAAUGGUAAUAAGCGUUUGUUUUUGUUUUUUUUUUAAGUUUGCUCAGUACAAAAACAUGCUCAUUAAUAACCUGGCAUUCCCUCUCAUAUCCACCAUGUAUGGAAUUCAUGUUGAGAAUAACCUUGAUAAAUAAAAGUAGAGAAAUGAGCAAUUCUU